AUGAAUAAUGUUAUUCUCUCAAUUUGUGUGUGCGCGUUGCUUUACCGACCAACUGCGUCAGAUCAUGUUGGACCAAUUGGAGAAUUCCUCAGGACAAAUUUAGUGGGUCAACCCGUUAUCCACGAGAAACAGACCUGGGUGUUUGAUCCUGAGGUGGCUAAGCGAAGGCGGAAACAGUUUAUCGCGCUUCACGGUGACAAAGGAGAAAAAUUAAUCGAGAGACUUGGAUUGGGUAUCGAUGGUUAUGAUGAAGAAAGAUUACAGUUCCAAAGGGAGAGGGAUGAAGGACACUUAGGCGGCUUGAACGCUUUUCUACCUUAA
This is a messenger RNA of Parnassius apollo (apollo), 321 nucleotides long. The record is from the annotation of a GenBank genome assembly. NCBI's taxonomy places the organism in Eukaryota, Metazoa, Arthropoda, Insecta, Lepidoptera, Papilionidae.